GUCGUAGACCCGCACACCCAUUUUGAGUUUGAAAAUCGCACUCAAUCUCUCACAAGAGCGCCAUGACCAAUCCAAUCGCUGAUACUCCGAACGAAACUCUAAACCCUAUCACCACCGAACAAUGCCCCGAACAACCACCACCGCCACCACCACCACCACCAAAUCCACAACCCGAUCCUCAUUUUUCUGAAACCCUAGAAAAUCCCCAAAUCCAAACCAUCCCCGAUCCCGAUUCCACAAACCCUAAUCACGAUCAAGAAGACACACUCAUGGAUGAAGAUCCGACCCAUCCCCAAAUCGAAGACGAUCCGGAACCCGAACCUCCAUCCCCUGCAGCCACUACUGUUCGCCGUGGACAUAAGCGGAAGAAAUUCGGAGGGAAGCGAACGGCAGCCCAGAAAAGAAAGUCCCACGAGAAAUUUGAGGUUAUUAUUCAAACCCUAAAACCUAUUCCUUUUGUACCUGAUAAAGUUCUUGACUUUGAGAGUCAUAAAAGCCUUUUGGAGCGUUUGGGGUUGUGGGGUUUUGUCCACAUUGAGUUUGAUUCUGUCAUUCGCAAAGAUCUUGUUGCUCAGGUUAUUGCUAGUUAUAACUCUACUCAAAGGUGUAGUUUUGUUAAUGAUGUUAAGAUCAUGGUCAACCGUGCUGAGUUAGGUCGUGCUUUUAAGCUUCCGAAGAAGAAUUCGGCUGCUGGUGGUUCUGUCGUUGAUGUUGGGGAACUUAGUGCAGAGGAUAUUGCUUUCCUUGAUGAGUUGGCGUCGAAUUGGAUGCUUUUGCAUGAUGAUACACAUAUCAUGACGAAGGAUGUUAUGCAGCAGUUGGGUUUGAUCAAGGAGGGAAAUUUGGAGAAGAUGGAUUGGGCUGGAUUGAUGUGGAGCAUGCUGGAGAAGGAAUUGAAGGCCACUCAUCUGGAGGAGUGUUACUAUGCAUCACAUUUGCAGCAUUUGAUUAAGUCGCAGCACAAGGAGUUGUUCGAGGAAACACUGGUGGUGGAGGUGGAGGGUGAAGGAGAAGAGGGUGUGGUGAAGGAUGAGGAGGAAGAGGGUGAGGCGAAAGAUGAGGAGGAAGAGGAAGAUGGGGUGGUCGUGAAGGAUGAGGUGGAUGGGAGUGGUGAUGUGAAAAUGGGUGGGGUUGAAGAGAAUCAGGUUCAGGAGUUGGAAGAACACAAUAUUGAAUUGAGUCUGGGGCAAGAUAAAGUUGAGACUUUACCGGUGGAAAAAGAGCAGGGGGAAGGGGAACAAAUGAUGGAUUUUGAGCAGUCUAAGAAAGAAGAAACGGAGAUGUGGUUUCUUGGUCAGAAGAACUAUGUGGGGGAGCCCUCUUUGAGGCCGUGUCAUAACAGGGAUAGGAAGGGUAUCGACUGUGAACAAGUGAAAGAGGAUGAGGGAGAAGAAGAAGAGCAUGAGCAAGAGGAGGAAGAGGAGGACGAUGUUGAAGAAGAUGAGCAUGAUGUUGGGUUCCAUUUUUCAACGAAGCAUCAUUUGGAGGGAAUGCCUUCUGGGACCGGUAGUUCAAUUCAAGCAAUGGAAGCAGUGCAGAUGCCUUUUGGUUCUGGGAUUCAUCUUCAUGAUAGCUCGGUAGGAGAUUUCCUCUCUGCUAGGGAUGAUCCUCAGAUGAUUCAUGGCUCGUCACUUUUUGGUAAUGGUCACAAGAGAGACAUUGGUCUGGAUAAUCAUAACUCUCACCAUACCCUAAAUGGCAGCAACAAGCGUUUGAGAAGUGAUAGCCCAUGGAGUUCUCAACCAAUUGACUUUGAAGGAUGCAUGGAACAGAUGCAACAUUUCAUGGAGAAAGCUAGGAUGAUGUAUGCAUCAAAAGAUCAGGCUGCUGAAGAAUCUGCAGCAAAUCAACAAGUUUUGCUUAAUGAGCUACAGAGGAGGGAUGAAAUGGUUGCCCAUUUGCAGAAAGCAAGGAUUGACCAGACUCAGAAAACACAGAUUGAGGUAUAUCGGCUUGAGAAGGAACUUUAUAUGAUGCAAAGCCUUGUGGAAGGCUACCGAAAAGCUUUGAAAGAAACACAAAAAGCUUUUGCUGACUAUAGAGCACGUUGUCCGCAAGCUGAUGAGCCACUUUACAAGGAUGUUCCUGGAUCUGGGGGCCUCGUUUUGAGUGUGAUGGAUCUGGAAAAGGAACGCCUGAGGAAGGAAGAAGAGGAAAGGAUACAGCUGAGAGAACUUUUAAGAGAUUUCGAAAAGAACUGUAAAGAUAUUGAGGAAGAGUGGCUUGGCCAGGUGGGUAUACUGAAUGAACAUCUAAGCAGAGUUGAAUCCUUGAGUGACAAGUUGCAGGCUCUUGACGAAAAAGUAAAACAUUUGAAGGAAGUGAAUGCAAAAGGCAAGAUUUCUGAUCCUCUUGAAUCAGUUGAAUGUGCUCCAGUAAGCAAAGCAGAAGCUGCUUAGUAAUAAAUAUUUAGCUUUUCCAUUAGCAUGCAAUUAAAAUCAGUCCACACUGAGUUCAAGGCCCCAGUUUGUAUGUUGAUAAUGUACAGGGCUUUAUUUUAAAAACUGAGACCUUAAUUUCUACCUUGAAUUUGUGGUUAUUUUCUUUCCUCGUUUUGCAUCUAUCUUGGGUCCAACCUAAAUUUCUUCCUUAAUUUCUAUUUGAUAUGUUACUUUUUCUUGACAAA
Messenger RNA from Medicago truncatula (barrel medic), 2626 nucleotides. RefSeq lists its product as uncharacterized. Lineage: Eukaryota; Viridiplantae; Streptophyta; Magnoliopsida; Fabales; Fabaceae. The record is from RefSeq and is a predicted model, not a curated record. The coding region runs from base 63 to 2399 and encodes 778 amino acids. The transcript has a single exon.